Molecule: messenger RNA, 2072 nt
Organism: Asterias rubens (European starfish)
Lineage: Eukaryota; Metazoa; Echinodermata; Asteroidea; Forcipulatida; Asteriidae
Product: endochitinase A-like
Exons: 12
Coding region: 12-1535 (507 amino acids)
Molecular function (GO): protein binding
Source: RefSeq, a predicted model, not a curated record
CAAUUUUAACUAUGGCGACUCCACAAGCUUGGUGGGCAAAUAUGCCCCUUCCUCCAGGUUGGGAUGCAAAAUACGACCAAGGGGCAAAGAAAUAUUUCUUUGUCCACCAUUCCACCAAAUCAACACAGUGGAAUGAUCCUCGUAAGCAGUAUUACGAAUCGCAACAGAGAGCAGGGUUUGCACCAGCACCCCAGCACGCCCCAAGAAUGGCCCAGCACUCUCCCAGAAUGCCUCAGCAUUCCCCCAGAAUGCCUCAGCCCUUCCAACGGAUGCCUCCUCAGGCCGUGAGACAAGCCAUCCCAAUGCAGCCGAUUGUCAAACCAAAGUGCAAAACUUGUAAUAGAAUUGAGGUGCCAAGCAACAACCAGGAAUGUCAAGGAUGUCAAUUAAAGGCUCGUCAGCGGGAGGCGGAAUUAGUGAGAGCGAGAGAAGCUGAAGAAGCUCAGAGGAAGAAACACGAGAACCAACAGCGGAUCCAGAAGGAACAAGAGAGGAGAAGAGUUCAGUCAGCUGCUAGGGCAAGGACACCGAUGCAGAUGAACGUUCAGGAGACUGCCUUUGGGGAAGAGACAGUUGAGCAACGGGAAUACACAGCAGCAGAAAAGAGAGAAAUGAUCAACAACUUGAAUGACGCCUUCCCUGAGAUCAGUAAGACGGUUGUUGAGAUGGUUCUUGAGACGAGUACAUGGGAUGCAAAUAAAGCCACCUCUGUCCUCGCCACCAUGUCGCCAAGGAAACCAAUGGCCCCUAAGCCAAAGGCAACGACGUCCAGUGCUGCAGCUUCUUCGUCGAUUUCUCCGACCCAACCAAGUGAUGCAGUGAAGAAGAGAAUGCUAACUCAGUUGCAGUCAAUGCAUACAUCAGCGUCCAGUACAUUGGUUGAAAUGGCACUUAGUACAGCCAAGUACAAUGUGGCCAAAGCAAGCCAGCUACUCAGGAUGAGCCUUGACCCACCAGGGGGUCAGAAGACGGCUCCGGCCAAGGUCGUCAAACCAGCCACAACCAGCCAUGGAACUACUAGUGUAGUCACAACUACACGUACCGUCGUCCAACAACCGAAGAGGAGUGCUCCUGAACUCUUCUCUUCCCUGACCACACCGGUUGUGUCAACCACACCCCGCUCACCAACCACACCUGUUUCAUCAACCAGUACUGCUCGAGCAUCCACAGUCACCAUAGCAACCAGGGCUCCUUCACCAUCACGGCAACCUCGUCAGGCUAAAGGCAGAGCCACUCAGAGAACCAAGGAAUCUCCAAAGAAAGCACCAUAUGUCUCCAAGUCUACAAUCGCCCAAGGACCAGAUGCCUCUUUACUCAGUGGACCAGAUAAAGACAUCUUGUUGACGGCUUACAUCAGCGAGAAUCGCAGCGAUAAGAGUCUUGUCCAUGGUCCGUUGAAGGAGAACGUGGCUGGACCAAGCCACCCUAACGGCAGAGACUAUAGUCUAGCAUCCGGACCCGAUGACUGUAUCUGUAAUGGACCACAGAUGAGUCUAGCUAAAGGCUCACUGUUCACACCAAACAGGCAAUUGUAAGGUUUUGAAGGAUGGAGGUGGGCUCUCACAAAAUGAAUCAUCUCAUUUCAUCAUGUUUAAGAUUUCAUGCUUAAGGUAGGGUCAAAGAUUGGUUUUGUCAACAUAAUGCUGAUUUCUUGGCCAAAUUAACAAGUGUCUAGUCAAACCAAAUUAUCAAGUUAUACAGUGUCUAUUUGUUGAGAAAAAAAUUGAAGUCUAUGGAACAAUUUUGAAGGGGCACCAAGGCCAAUACCAGGGCAACAGAGGACAUGGCCCCUGGGCCUCUGUGCAAUAUCAGGCCUGGUUACAGAUCAGUAAUUAGCUUGUUGGUGUGCUUAAAGAAAUUGUAAAGUAUGAACAAGUGUCUGUAUUUGGUGGUGAGAAAAACCGUCUGUUUGCAGUGUUAUUAACUCUUAUAAAAAAAAACUAUAUUAGUAUUAUUAAUAUAACCACAGCAUUUAUAGCUAGAAUGUAAUAUCCUAUUAUGGAAAUAUUUCCUUUAAAAAAGAUUAUAUAACACCCAAGCAGAUCCUUGCCAUUUGAUUGGAGGAUUGUCCG